Molecule: messenger RNA, 5627 nt
Organism: Mercenaria mercenaria
Lineage: Eukaryota; Metazoa; Mollusca; Bivalvia; Venerida; Veneridae
Product: GTPase-activating protein and VPS9 domain-containing protein 1-like
Exons: 25
Coding region: 111-5105 (1664 amino acids)
Biological process (GO): regulation of GTPase activity; vesicle-mediated transport
Cellular component (GO): endocytic vesicle; cytosol
Molecular function (GO): guanyl-nucleotide exchange factor activity; small GTPase binding
Source: RefSeq, a predicted model, not a curated record
GCGCAUUGCCAUGUAAAUAUGGAGGAGGAGAAGAAGUGAAACAAGUGUUUGGCAACAUUUAUUUCAUGUUUUCUUGUUUAGACUGGUAUAGGAGCUGAUUACCAGCAACAAUGGCUCUAGGACUGGACCUAGCCGAGCUGUCGAAACAUCUGAGACAGGAGAGACUGUUUGUUACGUCAGAAAGGGAACAACUUCAAAAUCUUUACGAACAGGUGAAAACAUCUGCAGAACAGUUGUAUCAUCAGUCAUGGAUUGGUCGUCAACAGAAAGACCUUCUUGAUCUCCUGAUACGGUCCGCUCAACAGGUGACCCCGGCGCAGUGCUGCAGUCAGACCAACCAGCUAGAAUCCCUCAACUUUGUGGACGGAUAUAAACACCUGAGUUAUCAUGAUUCUAAGUAUGGCGAAUUUAUGAAAUUUCUGGUGGAAAACCCAACUCUUUUAGGACAAAUUUUGUACAUGGCCGAUCAAAAUAAUAUACCGAAUGUGCAAGAAAUGGUGAAAGUAUUGAUGCAUUCUGUUUUUGGAAAUUGUGUCCUGCAAGAAGAUGAGACUAGCAUGCUUCAUUUGUUGAAAACUUUACUUGACCUCCAGGUGGCGCCCUGUGAUAACCCAAGGCGAAUGCUAAGACGCGGAUCUAGCGCGUUUAGCAUUGCAUUUAAACAGUUGUUUGACAUUGUGUUCUCUGCGAAACUUUUCCUGACGGCGUCAUUGCAUGACCCAGUUAUGAGGCUUCUCAUGGAGGACGAAUGGUUCUAUGACAUUGAUCCAGGAAAGGCGUUAGUUCGGUUCCCACCUCAGGAAAGACUGCGCAGAUUCGGGGAACCAGGCACAGACUCUUAUAAGGAAAAAUUGGUCAAAUAUAGAACAACAAUAGUGGAUAAAUUAGUGCUGAUGGCCAGUAGAUUUAUUACAUCUAUCAAAAAUAACAUGCAUUGCUUCCCACCAAGUUUGGGAUGGAUUAUAUCUCAGGUAUAUCAAACACUGGCUAAAAGUGGUAAGGUAGAGAUGGGAGAGGUGCGGGCCGUGUGUGCUGAUCUCGUGUUUGCCCUGUUUAUAUGCCCCGCAGUAUGUGACCCCGAACCGUAUGGUAUAACCACCGACGUACCUAUAAGCCAUAUAGCAAGACAUAACUUGAUGCAGAUGGCACAAAUUAUUCAAGUGUUGGCCAUAUCACAGUGGGAAGAAAUAGAUCCCAGACUGCAUGACUUGUAUGGAAAGUUUGAAAAGGGUUGUAUGUCAACGUUGCUAGAUUCUCUACUAGAUGGCAUAGGAGUUGAGCUGCCAUCCACCAACAAUGCCCAGCUUCCUUGCUUAACUAGAACCUCUUCACUCAUACAGUUAUCUCAUUUGAAUAGUCUGAUUUCCUUCCUAAAGUCUGCUCUGCCAUUUGUAGAGGAUAGUACAGAGAAGAAAUGUUUGGAUGAGCUUCUAUCUGCCCUGGUCCUUGUAACACCCCAGACGGCAGUACAGAACCCUCUUGCCAUGAUUGGGUCUCCAAGUAGCAAUACCCCACCUGGUACUCCUGUUACUCAUAAAAAGUCGAAAGGUAAGAAGAAGAUGUCAGUGGCCUCUGUGAUGACCCAGAUAAGCCAUGUAUCUGAUGAAACUGCCAGCAUGUCCUCAAUGUCAUUGGAUGCACCGGAAGCCCAGCCGACCAAUCAGAUGGAAGAUGUACUUGUGCUUUCUCUUGGCGAUGACUUAGAGUGCCCGGGUAUGAUGUCUGAACAAAAGGUUUUAUCUUUUGAGCAAGAAAAUAAGCGGAGGAGGGUGAAGUACCAGACUGUGCAGGGUGGAUAUGUGGUUGGACCAGUAGAGAUUCAGGAAAAGAGGACAAGAUUUUCACUGUCACAUGACCAGGAAUCUAUAGGAAACACAAGUGACAUUCCAGAGGCAAUAUCAGAGGGAGCAUCAAGCCACUCUGUCGGUUCACAAGAUCUAGAGAAUGAUGAUGACAACGAUAAUUUCUCCGACAUGAUCUCUGCUAAUGUAAGUGGGCGUGGCACACCAAACAUCAGUGGGAGUGGUCGAGACACGCCCCUUUCCCAGGCAGAAAGUGAACAAGAGGUUGCACCUCAUCCACAGCCAGCACUGCCUGAGACUGUACAGAAAAAGAACAGGGAAGAUGUAACUGAGAAGUUUGGGAAGUUUGAGAUCAAGGAAUUGGAUUAUGAUUUGAAGUCAACUGUCAGUGAUACCUGGAGUACAGAUGUGUUGGCCAGUGAUUCGGAACCUCCCGAGGGAAACCAGUCCGUCAGACUAGAGGAGAUCGCAGAGGAAAUGGUUCGGCAACAUCUUCUUGCUGAGAGAGUGUCGGAGAUUUCAGAAACUGCAAGUGAUGCAUGGAGUACAGACGUUCUGGCCUCCGACAAUGAAGAGAAACAAGCAGAAACAUUCUCAGAGUUUGAUGACAUGAGCAGCAUGGCAGAAACUGCCAGUAAUCUGGACGAUGUACGGAGUGAAUGUGAUGCUGCAGAGGGGAAUGAAGUUACUCCUCUUGCUUCAGGUUUCCAAAGUCCGAAUGAGGCAACAAGUAGAGACAUGUUUCCCAGUAGUGCCCUCAGUGGGGGUGGUACCUCGGUUACAUCAGAUAAUGUCAGUAUGUCACCAACAUUUUCUGACAGCGUCUUCUCGGACAUUGAUGUUGAUAGUCGAACAGCUAGGGGACCAAGAGCAUUGCCAGGCAACAAUUUGCCUAUGGACUCGAAUAGAUUAUUUGUGCCAAUAAAGAAAAAGCGGGCUCCUUCUCCACCGGGCUCGUCACCAGAUAGGGGAAGUGAUAGUGGAGGGUAUACGUCUAGUUCAUCGAAUAGGAAUAGACUGGUAGACUUUGAUUUAGAACCGAGGAAUUCAGGUGCAACUGACACUUAUAAUAGAACGGUGAAUGAGAUAGAAAAUUUGAAUUUAGCUUCUAAUAACACAGUUCCUAUUGACACAGGUGCUCGACCAAAAACACAGGUAAUAGGUAAACAUGCGUCUAACAGUGAUAAGAAAAAUAGGAAAAAUGUAUCCAAUUUAAAACUGAAAGAAAAUUUUAGUGAUGUACAAAAUGGACUCUUUAUGAUGGAGGAAAAUAGACCGCUAUCAAAGGAUUCUGGUGUAGGGUCCUCACAGUUUAUAGAUUCAGUGGAAUCUGGUGAUGUGAAACUGUCCGAGCAACAAAACAUGAAUGUCGACGAAACCCGUUUUUCAGCUGCCCUAAGUCUUUUUGACCCAUUAACACAGGAUGAUAAUACAAUGGCUAGUGGUGAUCUGUUAGAAGGGUCCACCACUAGCCCACCUGCAGGGCAUGCAUUUCAAAGCUAUACAAAUACAAACUUUCAAGAAAGUUCAGCUGGUGAGCCAUUGAUAUCUAUAUCGAACGAGAAAGAUACUAGUCAGUUUAAAUUUGAUCUUCCAUCUUCUGGAGUGAAGGAGAAUGGAGGUGUGAGCAGUGCCUGUGAUAUGUAUAUACAGUCAGACAGACAGACAAAAAGACGGGGAAGUUCGGACAGCAAUAGAUCAUCAGGGUCUAGUCUGUCAAAGGAUGACUCAGUUAAUGGUGAAAGGACCAGUCUGGAUAGUUCACAAAGGGUGGAUGAAAAGGAAUUACCAAAUGGUGACGAAAAUGCUACACCAGGAAAGAAGAGGGGGCUUUUCAAGACGUUUAAAGAUAAAAUACACAAAGUUGUAGAUGUAACAUCUCAGACUGCCGCAGGAAUCAAGAAGAAAGGAACCAGGCACGAGAAAGAGGCUGCAACAUCAGGAGACACCAGUAUAUUAGAUGUCAAUGGUACAGUUGAGGUUUCUGCUAAAGGUGCCGCUGUUGCCGAGCCAAAUAUCAUUAUAACAGAAACUUCAGAUGACAUUCUGGCCAAGUACAGAAAGAAGUCGAUAUUGACCAGCACACCAAGUUCCGAGCCAGCUACGUCUGACAGAGAAAGGAGAUUGACCCUUAAAGACGAUGAUACAACCCCACUGUACGACCCCAACAACCUGGAGAACUGUUUAGCAUUCCUAGAUGCCAAGAGAAAACUUAGGAUAGUUCUUGGUUCAGCAGACUUUCAGCAAGUAGGUUACAGUAUAUUUGCACACAGUACAGUAACGUACAGUCCUAGAGAAUUGGAUAUGAAUCGGGACAACAACGAUCUGGUGAACUUACUGCGUACACAACUUUCUGAGGCCAUAAAUCUGCAGAAUAAAGACACCAUAGCUCAGUUACAUGAGGCGCUACGUUGUGUAAGACAGUUUGACAGUGAAGGAUGUAAGAAGCUGGUCAGAUCUCUACAGGAGGAUUACCGUAGCAGGUCUAGCUAUGUCUCGUACCUAGUCAGAUGUAAACAAGGAUUGUUGAAUACACUGUCUCAUAUACAUAGACUUCAGAGUAGAAUUAAAAGAGAGAAGGAGAUUUACAACAAGCACAUGACAAGUGUAUGUGUGAGGUUGUUCCUGGAAUUCUGGGAGAAACACGUCAUGAGCUUUAUAGCUGACUUCCAAAAGUUAACAGUGUCUGAUGAAAAGACUGACCUUCUGGAGAGAUUUCUGCAAUUUCUGUACCAGAAAAUGAACAGAGAUGUCAUUUGGCAAGCUGCUAGCGAGAACCAGUUAGAUGAUGCUGGUCUGGCAAUAGAGCGUUACUUGAUGUCUCGUAUAUAUACCCAUGCCAUGUUUCCAAAUGGAGAUGGUGACAUUCUCAGAGAUCAAAUUUUACAACAACAUGUCAAAGAACUCAGCAAAAUUAUCACUCCGGACCACAAGGACCUGAAAAUACCCAAAAUGUACCACUUAGAAUGUCCCUGGCCAGCGGCACAGAGAGAACUCUACAUGAUCAAUGCAUACAAGACACCAAAAGAUAAGGUCAAAUGUGUGCAACGUUGUGCUGCAACUAUUAUGAACUUACUGAGCAUGGCGAACGAAAAAUCUGUUCCGGCCGCAGACGAUUUUACUCCGGUGUUUAUAUUUGUGAUAAUAAAAGCAAAUCCUCCGUGUUUAUUAUCGACUAUACAAUAUGUGAACAGUUUUUUCCAGGACCGUCUACAAGGGGAAGAGCAGUACUGGUGGAUGCAAUUCGUAGGUGCCGUAGAAUUUAUCAAAACGAUGGAUUACCAGAGGGAUUCAAUGGCUUAAAUUUCUAGGAAAUUAUAAAUAAUUUAUGUUGAAUACAGAAUAGUUAUAUAUAUAUAUUGCAAAUUAUUUAUAGCAGUGCUUUUUACACACACAGAGGGCCUUAAUAGAGAUGAAUAUUUACAUUUUUUCCAUUCUGCCCUUAUCUAAUACAACAGAUUGAAGUGUCCAGUUAUUUUCUCCGUUGCUUUUUAUUAAGAAACAAAUCUUGAUCUACAAAUAUUUCAGAAGUACAAAAGAAUAUGCAAGAAAUGUGAUAACUUUUAAUGGAGGAAUAUUUCAGAACUUGAAAAAUUAUGCAAGAAAUUAAUGAAUAGGAGAUUAAUUUUGGGAAAAAAAGACAGUGAAAUUGCUGUUUUGAUCUCUGAUUUCGUAGAUGUUAAAUCAUCCUGGUUAUGCCAAUAAAAAAGAAAUGUGAAAUUUGUUGUUGAAUGAAACAUGCUGCAUAUGCAUAUGCCACAUGAUAAAAUAUUAUUUGAGCCGUGCCAUGACAAAACCAACAUAGUGGGUUUGUGACCAGCAUGG